Oryzias melastigma (Indian medaka) is the source of this 2342-nucleotide messenger RNA. It is a transcript of the gene htr4, whose product is annotated as 5-hydroxytryptamine receptor 4. The record is from RefSeq and is a predicted model, not a curated record. Gene Ontology annotation, cellular component: plasma membrane. The coding region runs from base 180 to 1430 and encodes 416 amino acids. NCBI's taxonomy places the organism in Eukaryota, Metazoa, Chordata, Actinopteri, Beloniformes, Adrianichthyidae. The transcript is spliced from 8 exons. Gene Ontology annotation, biological process: chemical synaptic transmission; regulation of appetite; adenylate cyclase-activating adrenergic receptor signaling pathway. Gene Ontology annotation, molecular function: G protein-coupled serotonin receptor activity.
CUUCCUGUUUGUGACAGUGACAUGUCCUGUUGCUGAUUGGUACACCUGUUACUCCUCAACAUUUCCUGCUAUUUUCUGGCUCUGAAUCUUAAAACAGUUACUCCGGUUGGAUCCCAGUCAUUUUUAUUUUGAUUUAAAUUGUAGGAUUUCUGUUUUCACGAGAGGCUGUCGAUGUUUUAAUGCUUAAACAUCAGCAUGUUGUGACUUCCUCUCCCUGUCUUCCGUGUGGAUCUUCCUCCUGUGUUCUUCCUGGAGGGACUCUCUGCAUUUAUGGUCACAUGAAUGUCAGCGCUGCAGGCCAGAUGCUGGUGAUGGAGGAGCUUGUCAGUGAGAGCGACAGCAUGCCAAAGCGGAUGGCCCUGAUCUGCUUCCUGUCUCUGGUCAUGCUGAUGAGCGUCCUGGGAAACCUGCUGGUCAUGGUCGCGGUCUGCAAAGACAGACAACUCAGGAAAAUCAAGACCAACUAUUUCAUCGUGUCUCUGGCGUUCGCUGACCUGCUGGUGUCGGUGUUGGUGAUGCCGUUCGGCGCCAUCGAGCUGGUCCACCAGCACUGGAUCUACGGCGAGACCUUCUGCUUGGUGAGGACGUCGCUGGACGUCCUGCUGACCACUGCCUCCAUCCUUCACCUGUGCUGCAUCGCUCUGGACAGGUACUACGCUAUCUGCUGCCAGCCUCUGGUCUACCGGAACAAAAUGACGCCGAUGCGAGUGGCUCUGAUGAUCGGUGGCUGCUGGGUCAUCCCCACGUUCAUCUCCUUCCUGCCCAUCAUGCAGGGCUGGAACAGCAUCGGCAUCGACCACGUGAUCGAGGAGAGGCGCCACAGCGGGGGCAGCAACACCACCUCCUGUGUCUUCAUGGUCAACAAGCCAUACGCGCUCACCUGCUCCCUGGUGGCCUUCUACAUCCCCCUGGUGCUGAUGGUGCUGGCCUACCAGAGGAUCUACGUCACGGCGCGGGCCCACGCCCUGCAGAUCAGCAUGCUGCAGCGCGCGGGGGGCGCCGGGGGCCCCGACUCGGCCGACCAUCAGCGCAACCACCGCAUGCGGACAGAGACGAAGGCGGCAAAGACUCUCUGCAUCAUCAUGGGCUGCUUCUGCCUUUGCUGGGCGCCGUUCUUCGUCACCAACGUGGUGGACCCGUUUAUAGACUACAGGGUGCCGGACCAGCUGUGGACCGCCUGUCUGUGGCUGGGCUACAUCAACUCCAUGCUGAACCCCAUCCUCUACGCCUUCCUCAACAAGUCCUUCCGCCGUGCCUUCCUCAUCAUCCUGUGCUGUGGGAGAAAGAGGUACCGACGGCCGUCCAUCCUGACGUCGGGCGCCGCCUGCGCAGCCACGCAGAUCAAUGGCUCCACGCACGUCCUCAACGGCUGCUCCUCUGCCUCCAAGCUGCUGCUCUGGUUCUGCAACACCAGACCAGUUCCUGUGUAGCUGCUGUGUUUUAGGGCCUCUCCAGGUUCUGUCAAGUAUUCUGUCCUUCACAACGGGAACCACAAAGAGCAGGAGAAGAAGCCUCUGCACUCGAACACAGAGUCCUCCCACGAGUCCUGUUUGUGACCCACGGAGACUCCGCUGUCACCGCUCCAACAACCUGGGCUCCCACAGCGCCGCCACCGACGCCGCGGCCGUCACACAUCCAGAACUGGAAUCCGAACCCUGAAGACGGACUGACAGGAGGAGGACUGGAGCAUGGCUGCUGGUUGGGGUGCUCAGCCAGAACCUGAGCGAGGUGCGACGGGGCUGAACAGCUGCAGCCAGUUCCCGGUUCUGCAGGAGUUCUGCAGAGACUGAGCUGGCCCGGUCUGAGCCAGCGGAGAGCCUGGAGCUGUGCUGGACUUCAGACGGGACUUGUGACUGCGCUGGCAGACAAAUAUGUAGCCAAAGUGAUUUUCAUACCCAUUCAGUGGACCUAAUUCUGUUAAUAUGAUGCUCCCUGUCGUUUUCCAGCAAAGAAAGAUAAAAAUUAGAUUUUUAAAAUUGUUUCUUGUAAACGGAGAUGAGGAGUGUUGAUGUCUGAAAGGAGCGGAGGAGGAGGAGGAGGAGGAGGAGGAGGAGGAGGAGGAGGAGGAGGCAUCUUUUUGUAAACAUCACAUUAAACAUCACAUGUCUGCUUUGACUCAGAGCUGUUUGUCUUUAUUUUGAAGCUCAGCAGCAGAAGUUAAGAGGAUCAGGACGUCCACUUCCUGCUGGCUGGGAUUCUCCGUCUCUGCUCCACUUUGACCACCGACGGUCUCAUUGAUCUGAGAAAACGAGCUGCUCUCUUUACAAACUCUCGUCUUUUCUCUCCUUUUGUUUCCCUAUGAAUGCGUCGUCUCCUCACAGGUUCAACUCAAAGCAUUAAUU